GCGAUGAGUUCACAACAGCUUACCACCGGGGUAUCAGCCACUGCAAAGACACUCGUCGAAUCAUUCAAAGACGCAUUAAAGCGCAGAGAGGCCAAAUCUGCGCGUCGCAGACUGACCAUCCUACCACAGACGGCAGUCGACUUCUCAUCCAAUGAUUUCCUUUCGCUCUCCACGGCCCCAGCAUACCGCAAUCGGUUCCUGGCACACGUAAACAAUACGCCCAAAUCCUUCCCGUUCGCCAGCGGGGGUUCGCGAUUACUGGACGGCAACUCAGCUUACGCGGAAGAAUUGGAGCGUUUUGUGGCUGAAUUCCAUAAAGCGCCUGCGGCACUUUUGUUCAAUUCCGGCUAUGAUGCGAAUAUUGGCGUUCUAUCAAGUAUUCCGCAGCCGGGUGAUUUGAUCUUAUAUGAUGAGCUUAUCCAUGCUAGUUCGCAUGAAGGUAUGCGUCUCUCUCGGGCUGGACGUCGGGAGAUGUUUUCGCAUAGCUGUCCUAUCAGUUUAAGAGAGGUCUUGAAGGCGCAAAUUGAACAGGAUUCGAAGGUGAAGGAUGGCUCACGAAAUGUCUUUGUGGUUAUCGAAUCCAUCUAUAGCAUGGAUGGAGAUGUGGCUCCUAUUAAGAAAUUCCUCGAUGUUGUCGAUGAGCUUCUUCCGCUUGGGAAUGGGUAUUUCAUCGUCGAUGAGGCACAUGCGACUGGCGUUUGUGGACCGAAGGGUGCUGGCGUUGUUCAAGAACUCGGAGUCCAAGAUCGUAUUUUUAUUCGAGUGCACACUUUUGGCAAGGCUCUGGCUAGCCAUGGUGCGAUGGUUCUAUGUGGCCCUGAAACCAGAGACUACUUAAUAAAUUAUGCGCGAAGCCUGAUUUAUACAACAGCCCUUGGAUUUCCUUUCCUUGCCUCGAUUAGAACGGCCUACGAGCUCCUGUCCUCCGGAGAGACAGAAUCGCUGCAACACCGAGUCCAAUCAUUGAUUGGGCAUCUGCACAAGUCUUUGGCAUCGCUGCAGAUCCGCCAAUCGGUCAUGUUCGAGGUGGAUCAUUUCCCUACAUCUCCUAUUUUUUCACUCCGAACUUCACAACCUCGUGACUUGGCAAGUUUUUGUCAGAAAGCCGGGUUCAUCGUUCGCGCUAUUAUGCCCCCCACGAUUCCCGAUGGUAAGGAGCGCGUGCGGGUUUGUCUCCAUGCUGGAAAUACCGAAGAAGAGGUCGAGGGACUGGUACGAACAAUCCAGUCGUGGUUGGAUAUAGCCCCGGCACAAAGGGAGACCAAGUUAUAA
Penicillium longicatenatum is the source of this 1272-nucleotide messenger RNA. RefSeq names its product aminotransferase class I/II-fold pyridoxal phosphate-dependent enzyme. Gene Ontology annotation, biological process: biosynthetic process. Gene Ontology annotation, molecular function: pyridoxal phosphate binding; transferase activity. The annotation marks the transcript as partial. NCBI's taxonomy places the organism in Eukaryota, Fungi, Ascomycota, Eurotiomycetes, Eurotiales, Aspergillaceae. The record is from RefSeq and is a predicted model, not a curated record. The transcript is spliced from 3 exons.